This is a messenger RNA of Nelumbo nucifera (sacred lotus), 2206 nucleotides long. RefSeq names its product transcription factor TCP7. The record is from RefSeq and is a predicted model, not a curated record. NCBI's taxonomy places the organism in Eukaryota, Viridiplantae, Streptophyta, Magnoliopsida, Proteales, Nelumbonaceae. Gene Ontology annotation, molecular function: DNA-binding transcription factor activity; sequence-specific DNA binding. Gene Ontology annotation, cellular component: nucleus.
GAGAGAGGUGGGGUUGUGCGGACUGGGGCCCACUGCUCCAUGUGCCCUUCCGCCUGUCUCCACCCGCUCCUGCCGCUCAAUGAUUAGAGUUCUCUUUUUCCCUCCCAACCCACACACUUCAUUUCUCUCUCUUCUCUCUCAUACACAGACACACUGCGAUCGCCAUCAACAAGCGCACACCAGCUCAUCUUAGCAAAGCUAAGCUCUUUCUUCUGUCUUUCCAUCUCUUUCUCUCUCUAGAGGCAUAGACACACACAUCGCAGAAGAAGCAAAGAGAUGUCGACUACCGACGGUGCGACUAACGGUGCGACUAACGGGGCGCUCAUGGACCCGCAAAGACAGCAGCCACCAGGUAACGGAGCUCUAGCGGUGAAGAAACCACCGGCGAAGGACCGGCACAGCAAGGUCGAUGGACGUGGACGUCGCAUACGCAUGCCGAUCAUCUGUGCUGCUAGGGUGUUCCAGCUCACUCGGGAACUGGGCCAUAAAUCCGACGGUCAGACGAUAGAGUGGCUUCUCCGUCAAGCUGAGCCGUCCAUCAUCGCCGCCACCGGCACUGGGACCACUCCCGCUAGUUUCUCGGCCGUGUCAGUCUCGGUGAGGGGUUCAUCCGGUACGUCCGUUUCGGCGUCGCUUGAUCAGAAACCCACGCCCCCGAUGCUGGGGCCUACACCGUUCAUACUGGGUAAGCGACUCAGGACGGACGAUGAUGCGGACGACGGCGCAAAGGAUGAUGCCACUGCGGCCGCUGCUGCAGUUGCUGUGGGGCCCACGGGUGGCUUCUGGGCACUUCCGGCGAGGCCGGAUUUUGGUCAGGUUUGGAGCUUCGCGGCCACACCGGAGAUGGUGGUGCCCACGCCGGCUGCGGUGGCCGUCGCCUCUCAGCAGUCCAUGACGGGGAGGUUCCCGCAGCAGCCUAUCGGAGAGGCGUCGGCGGCGAGGGUUGGUAAUUAUCUGCCGAUUGCGCAGGGGCAUCUGAACUUGCUCGCUUCGUUGUCUGGUGCCCCGGCGUCGUCGGUGAGAAGAGACGACGAGCAUCGUUGAUUUUGAUUGUGUGUAUUCGUGUGUUCAUGAGGCGAACUUUUAGGGGUUAGAGUUAGGGUUCUUAGUUUGGGUGAUUCAGGGAACAAUUAGGGUUUGGGGAAUUUGAAUGAACUACGAAAUCCAAUCAACUAGGGUUUUACUACGUUGCUUACUUAUCCUUCUCUGUUCAGUGGAAAAUUAGGGUUUAGUUUUUGUCACUCUUGUUUUUGUUUUUUGGGGCUUGGGAUUUUGUUAAGUGAGAGAGAGAGAGAGUGCGUGUGUGUCAGUAAGUGAGGAGCUAGGGUUUGUGAAUGCGCCGACAAUCUUUUCAUAUGGCCUAACUGGAGAAGGGAAGGGGUUUUUUGAGGUUUAAGCUUUCUGGUUGAAUUUUAAGGAAUUCCUUCUGUUGGUACCUGGCAAUGGCGAAGAUGCAUUCGUUUCUCUGUUUUGGUAGGAAGGAUGGUCUUCCGGUUGCCACCUUGAUCAGGACCAUAAACGUUGAAUUGAAGAUUGAAUUGGUAAUAAAUUGCACUAUGACCUGCAAAUUAUGAUUUGAAGAAGUGGCUGAGAUCCCUCUCUUGCCACAAAGAAAAUUGUUUUUUCUUGGCGAUUGGAUGUAGGAGCUUGGUUAUGGUGACGAUUGAUAACCAACUGGCAGAGAUAUUAUUACUUUCAAGGUGAUUGUAUUCAUGGUUCAGUGGACAGACAUGAGCCUCUGCAAUUCGAGUUUUCUCAAUGUAGCUUGAAUUCCCUCCCUGGUGAUCCUCAUCGAUGAAUAGGAGUUUCAAGCUGCUAUUUCUGUGAUUGUGAUAGAAUUGGGGAGUUUUUGUUGGCUCAUGUGCCUGGGAUGCUUUGGUUAGUGUUCGUCACUGUACCUGGACUGUCUCUCGCUCUCUUUUUAUCUCAUGCUCUCUUAUGUUGGUGUGGAGAACUUAAGGAGAAUGCUGCGGAAAAGCUCCUGGUUCAUGCCUGUAAGAUCUCUAUUUUUAAUUUCAUAUGUAAUUUUUUUAGCAAUUCCCUUAGAUUUAUCAGCAUGAAAAUAAUGGGUUUUUCUGUAUGUAAUGGAUUGUUUGGGGUGCUGCAGUGUGAAUAAAAGACAUCUGUUUCUCUCUUUCCUUUUGGAUCACUCAACAGAUUGUGUCUCGUGUUACUUUUUGGUUAAUGUAAAUAUGAACUUAUUCCA